This is a messenger RNA of Helobdella robusta, 771 nucleotides long. RefSeq lists its product as hypothetical. Bases 1 to 771 code for a protein of 256 amino acids. Lineage: Eukaryota; Metazoa; Annelida; Clitellata; Rhynchobdellida; Glossiphoniidae. The transcript is spliced from 4 exons. The record is from RefSeq and is a predicted model, not a curated record.
AUGUCAACGUCAGAUGUCAAAAGGGAGGAGUUAGCUCAAUAUGUGGAAGAAGAAAAACCAGCGACAGAACUGAAUCUUGGCAUGUACAUGUGUGACUGGGAAUUUGGUAUCAAUGGUUACACGUUAUUUAGGAAAAACAGAGAAUAUCAAAAUAAUCAUGGACAUGAAGCAGUAGCAGUUAAUCUAUUCGUUAAUAACAACAUGAAUGUCAAUAUAGUUUUCCUCAAUCCUUGCACUCCUGAUUUUAGCGGGGUUAAUUUGAAGAUUGGGAAGAAAUGUGUUAUAUCCACGAAUGGCUGGUACGUUGAUAUGUUUAAGGAUGAUAACAAUUUGGAUAAGAGGGGCAACACCAGCAUAAUGCACGGGUGUCCAGAUACGGAGGUGAGGAAGUGUUUAGAUGAUGAAGACGGCACCGAAAGUACAAAUUAUGAUAAUAAUGACUACGAUAGUGGUAAUGACAUUGAUGAUAAUCACAAUGGUGAUGACAAUGAGAAGGAUUAUUAUAAUGAGGAAUAUGUUAAUAAGGAUUAUUUUAAUGAGGAUUAUGUUAAUAAGGAUUAUGAUAAUGAAGAUGAUUAUGAUAAUGAGGAUGAUGAUAAUAAUGUAGAUUAUGAUAAUGAGGAGUAUGAUGAUAAUGAUGUAGAUUAUUAUAAUGAGGAGUAUGACGAUGAGGACUAUGAUAAUGAGGAUGAUGUUGAUGUUGAUGACGAGACAAUGAUACAAGCAAAAAAGUUGGCGAAAAUGAUUGCUGGGGUAGUGGAUGAAAAAUGA